Messenger RNA from Rhodofomes roseus, 543 nucleotides. RefSeq lists its product as uncharacterized. The transcript has a single exon. The record is from RefSeq and is a predicted model, not a curated record. The annotation marks the transcript as partial. NCBI's taxonomy places the organism in Eukaryota, Fungi, Basidiomycota, Agaricomycetes, Polyporales, Fomitopsidaceae.
ACAUGCCUCUGUUCCAUCACUCCAGCCCUGAGCCACAGCCGGCCCCGGCCCAGACGCAAGAGCCUCAGCGUAGUCGGAGCAUGUUCUCGCGUCGCGGGAACAGCCCGGAUGCCGUAUCUUCUGUGAACGGUUCCACGGCCGGUACCACUGGUACCAAGUCUAGUGGUGGCUUCUUCAGUCGCCGCCGUUCAUCAUCGUCUGAGAACCUCGACGACAUCAAGAACGAGCCGUCUGUCGUCACAGCACGCCAGAGGGUGACUGACGCGGAGGCCGCUGAACGCGAUGCCGACAGAGCUCUCUUGCAAGCUCGCGCUGCUGUGCGCAGUGCCCGGGAGCAGGUCAAGAUUCUAGAGCAGGAGGUUCUUGAGGAGUAAGUCAUCGAUCUCUUGGCUGUUCUUGCGGAGUGGCAUUUGUCGUUCUAGCUGCGCGGUUACCGAGUCGCUUCUUGACUGCGCCACUCCGCAUAGUUGGCCCAGACUCAUUCGAGUGAGAAGUGGGAUGCUGACAUAGCCAUUUACAGAGCCAGGCGUGCGAAGGCCAAAC